AUGUCAUCUGUUGCUCCUAACAAUAAUGAACCUAACCAGCAAAAUGGUGAUAAUGGUCCAAACUCUGGCACUGGUAAUGACAGUACGAGUCCAGUCCCACGGAAGAGACGUAGAUCUGACGGAGGAGAAAGUUCUGAGGACAAUAAUAACGAAAAUGAUGAUGGUGAAGUAGUUAAUGAUCAAAAUGAAAUUCUAAAUGCGAACACAGUGUUACCUUCCAACGAACAGGUAAACGAUACGCAUGAUCAAGAUGAAAAUAGUGAGACAUCUGCAGAUGUACGCGCAUAUCCUAAUGAUAUUGAGACAAGACGUAUAACUGAACUUGAACCCGAUUUUGAUUUAAAUAAUGCUUUUGAUGACGAGACACCAUCGAACACUGAACCAGUAACCGUUCCAAGUCCUGGUAUUGAUUCGGAAGUUGAAAAUAAUAUACAUAUAUCAAACGGCUCCACAGUAGAACCUGUCAAUUUAGCGACUCAGGAGACUGAGCCUAACGUGAUCUCAAACGGCGAAACUACCUCUAGAGAAAACAUUAGCGACACAUCGAACAAUCAGAAUAGAAAUACAUCGGAAGAUAUAAUCAUAUCUUCUGUCCAUAACGUGACACCGACAUUAAUCGAUGAUGAAGCAACAGAGCAACAAGUGGUGGAAAUUUCUGAUGAAGAAUUGGAAAAGGAGAUUGAGAGUAAGGCAGCCAGUAAAUAUAAAGCUGCUCGUGAUUACCAAUGUCCAAUCUGUUUUGAUCCACCAGAUACGGCUUUAAUUACACGUUGUGGACAUGUAUUUUGUUGUGAUUGCUUGUUCCACAUGGUCAAUAGUUCUAGAACAAAUAGAUCAAGCGGACAUUGUGCAUUGUGUAGAUCAAACGUGAAAUUUAAUGAUGUGAAACUAGUGAUAAUGAGAAAGAAGAGAGUGAAAAAGAGUUGA
Molecule: messenger RNA, 927 nt
Organism: Maudiozyma saulgeensis
Lineage: Eukaryota; Fungi; Ascomycota; Saccharomycetes; Saccharomycetales; Saccharomycetaceae
Source: the annotation of a GenBank genome assembly